Molecule: messenger RNA, 720 nt
Organism: Triticum dicoccoides
Lineage: Eukaryota; Viridiplantae; Streptophyta; Magnoliopsida; Poales; Poaceae
Product: peroxidase 1-like
Exons: 3
Coding region: 1-720 (239 amino acids)
Biological process (GO): response to oxidative stress
Molecular function (GO): heme binding; peroxidase activity
Source: RefSeq, a predicted model, not a curated record
AUGUGCCACGCAGCCCUCGAAUGGAGCUGCUCCCGCGCCGUCUCUUGCGCCGACAUCCUGGCCUUCGCAGCGCACGACAACAUCACCCUUACGGGCAACGUUGUCUACUCUGUCCUAGCCGGCCGCCACAACGGGAGGGUCUCCAUCGAGAAGGACGCCCUCGAUAACCUGCCCCCGCCCAUGUUCACCGCGCAGCAGCUCAUCGACCGGUUCAAGAACAGGACCAUCACCACCGAGGAGAUGGUCCUCCUCUCCGGCGCCCACACCGCCGGCCGCUCCUUCAGCUCGUCCUUCAUCCGCCGCAUUUGGAACGGCAACACAACCAUAGUGGAUGCAGGGCUGAGCCCGUCGUACGCGGCGCAGCUGCGGGUGCUGUGCCCGUUGAACACGUCGCAGGCGACGGCGCCGAUCGACCCGGGCUCGCCCAACAUGCUGGACAACAACUACUAUAAGCUGCUGCCGCGCGGCAUGGGGCUCUUCUUCUCCGACAACCAGCUGCGGGUCGACGGCAACCUCAACGUGCUGGUGAACCGAUUCGCGGCCAACGAGACCCUGUGGAAGGAGCGCUUCGCGGCGGCCAUGGUGAAGAUGGGCCGCAUCCAUGUGCAGACCGGGAGCUGCGGCCAGGUGCGCCUCAACUGCAACGUCGUCAACCCGACGUUGUCGUCGGUCUGCCUGGCGGACUCCGUCGAAGAGGAUGGACUCGUCGCCAAGAGCUAG